Anguilla rostrata (American eel) is the source of this 4776-nucleotide messenger RNA. RefSeq names its product potassium voltage-gated channel subfamily S member 1. Gene Ontology annotation, cellular component: membrane; voltage-gated potassium channel complex. The coding region runs from base 2 to 1483 and encodes 493 amino acids. The record is from RefSeq and is a predicted model, not a curated record. Lineage: Eukaryota; Metazoa; Chordata; Actinopteri; Anguilliformes; Anguillidae. Gene Ontology annotation, biological process: regulation of delayed rectifier potassium channel activity; protein homooligomerization; potassium ion transmembrane transport. Gene Ontology annotation, molecular function: protein binding; delayed rectifier potassium channel activity. The transcript is spliced from 2 exons.
CAUGGUGAACGAGAACCUGCCUCGCUGGGUGUCGGACCCGGAGGACAAGCUGGUGCACAUCAACGUGGGCGGCCUGAAGCAGAGCCUGUGCUCCAGCACGCUGCGCAAGUUCCCAGACACGCGGCUGGGCCGGCUGCUGGCCUGCCACUCCGAGGAGGACAUCCUGCAGGUGUGCGACGACUACGACGUCCAGCAGGGGGAGUUCUACUUCGACCGCAACCCGGGGCUCUUCCCCUACGUGCUGCACUUCUACCAGACGGGCAAACUGCACAUCAUGGAGGAGCUGUGCGUCUUCUCCUUCUGCCAGGAGAUCGAGUACUGGGGCAUCAACGAGUUCUUCCUGGACAGCUGCUGCAGCUACCGCUACCACGACCGCAAGCUGGAGAACCGGCACAAGAGCUGGGACGAGGACAGCGACGUGAGCAGCGUGGACACCUCGGUGGACGAGAUCUCCGACCUCAACAAGGACAUCCGGCAGUUCCAGGACAUGCGCUGCGGGGGCCUGCGGAAGUGCCUGUGGCUGACCCUGGAGAACCCGGGCUACUCCAUCCCCAGCAAGCUCUUCAGCCUGGUGUCCAUUGGCGUGGUGCUCACCUCCAUCGCCGCCAUGUGCAUCAACAGCAUCCCCGAGUACCAGAAGUUCGACGAGAACGAGAAGCUGCUGGAGGACCCCACCAUGCAGGCCCUGGAGCUCUUCUGCAUCUGCUGGUUCACCUUCGAGGUGGUCACCCGGAUGCUGCUGGCGCCCAACCGCCGCAAGUUCUUCCUGCACCCGCUGAACGUGAUCGACAUUGUGUCCGUGUUGCCCAUCUACAUCACCUUCUUCUUCGACCUGGUGGCGGGCAGCGAGUCGGAGCUGGGCAACCUGGGAAAGCUGGUGCAGGUGUUCCGCCUCAUGAGAAUCUUCCGAGUGCUGAAGCUGGCCAGGCACUCCACGGGCCUGAGGUCCCUGGGGGCCACGCUGCGGCACAGCUACCGGGAGGUGGGCAUCCUCCUGCUGUACCUGGCGGUGGGCGUGUCGGUGUUCUCGGGCAUCGCCUACACGGCCGAGUACGAGGAGGACGUGGGCCUGGACACCAUCCCGGCCUGCUGGUGGUGGGGCACGGUCAGCAUGACCACCGUGGGCUACGGCGACGUGGUGCCCGUCACCAUCGCCGGCAAGCUGGCGGCCGGCGGCUGCAUCCUGGGAGGGACGCUGGUGGUGGCCCUGCCCAUAACCAUCAUCUUCAACAAGUUCUCCCACUUCUACCGCAAGCAGAAGGCCCUGGAGGCCUCUGUGCGCAACAACAACAAGAGGAGGUGGAGGAGGCCGGCCGAGGAGCCCGGCGGCAGCCUGGACGGGGACAGCCAGUGCCUGGAGGAGCUGGAGGAGGACGAGGAGGACGAGGGAGGAGGGGUGGUCAACUACAGCUACAUGGACGUCCCGCCCUCCUGGGAGGGGGGCAGCGCCGUGGUGCGGAGGAAAGAGCCUCACCACUUCUGAGCGCUGCGUUUUCAUGGCAACGCCCAAAGACGCGCGACUACGCCGUGCUGCCCCCCAGUCACACGGCUUGUGUUUUUAAAUUGUGUCACCUGCAUUACCUGUAGCAUCAAGGGCAAGCAUGGGCUCCGCUCAUCGACUGGACUUAAUGUGCUUGUAGUGAAUUAGAAAGUGUGUCGUCAUCUCUGUCCAAUGCCGUGACUCUGGUAUGCUUUUUUUUUCCCCAUGCAUGAGAAAUUGCACCUCUUCCGUCACUGCCCUGGUGCACGUCAUGCAGCUCAUGAAAUCUUAAAAGCCACUGCUGUGUGGGGGAGUCUGGGAUGUUUUUUCCACGCCACACCAACAACACAGUACUUUUUAGCAGCUUUUUAGUGUGUCUUGUGACCUAAUGACAUCAAUUGUACAGGAGAUAAAAAAUCUAUGAUAUUGAUGAUGAUAAUGGUGACAGUAAUGAGGCUAAUUAAGUAAUUCCACAAUAACCCCAUUUAUCUAUGGAUUAAGCUGUUAUAGAACAUCCCCCACCAAUCAAAAAUCUUUAUGGGGGGGGGGGGAAAUGUACUGUAGGAGCUACUGAAUAAUGUAAAUAUUUGUAAAUAUGUAUGUGACAUAUUAUCUCUUUCCUUCUUAAAUUUUAUCAAACAAGUGGAAAUGUUUUAUCAUUGUUAUUUAGUCUAGUCUAGCAAAGAAGUAGAUUCAAACAGUGCUGCUUUCCCUGCACUGUUAGAAAGCAGGACCUGGAUUAUCUCCUGUAGAAAUGCGGUCGCUAAAUAUGGAAUGGAAGAGAUGGAAGCAUAAUUCCCCUCAAGCAUUGAUUUCACUGGACUGGGAGGUAUGACUUACUGAUGAAAUUAAACCAUAACUGCCUACAAACUUAGUUGAGUCACAGGGCUCUGAUCUUAUUAAGGCCGAUGUUCCUUGUUUGAGUGAGUUAUUAGCGUUAUCUCACAUCUGCUGAACCUGCAUUUUCAAAUGGAAAAAAAUGUUCGCCUGAAUAUUUUUUGCAUCUCCGAAGCUCCAGUUCUGUGGAGUUCUUUCCCCAAUGGCCUCCAGACCAUGGGAGGAAGAGCAGCAGUCCUGUUAAGUCCUGAACGGUGUAAUGUGGACACUUACACUAAUGCUUUCAGACUUCCCCUGAAGCAGAGCCUCUGUGAGGCUUACUGCAUGUCGGUGCACAUUAGCAGUAAUACUAGCUCCUUGGAACAUUUAAGGAUUUAUGCCUCCUACGGAAACUCAAAACCUCACAGUAGAACACUGUGAGGACUUUUAAAAGUAUCAUGCACAUGUGAGCUGGGUUGUGAUAUGUCAGUCUCCUUGUACCGGCCAAAGCCACCACUGCAUUCUCUCCACCAUUUUUUUUCCUUGGUUUGGGUGGGGGCAGGGGGUGCGGUCAUCUUAUGCAAUGGCAGUUGUCUUCUGGGAAAGUAGUCAUCUUGGUUCCACUGUAAUAUAACAAGGCUCUAACUCAAAGCGGAGAGUGAAUCUGUCAGUCCUUGCGGUUAUCUCAUUCUCCAGGUUAGUCCCAGUUAUUGUAUACCGCUUCAGUCCAAAAGACACCUUCCCCUUCUCUCCAGGGGAAGCUGUAGCUUUCAGGAAACAGGAACUCACUACUUUGCUCUGGUCUUCCGCUCAUAACUCUGAGAUAUUUAAUCACAUUUCUCCCAGUGUCCUUCACAGCCAACCCAAAGACUUACUUAAUUCUUCAUGGGGGGGAGAUGGGUCAAAAUUCCUAUCUAUUUUGUGUUUUUUUUCUUCAUAAUCAUGCUUAAUUUUGGAAAUGUCCCAAUCCCCAUAGACAAUGCUUAAUGCUGACUACAGCCUGCAGUAGAAUGGUAGCCAAAGAUGACAUGAACAUUUAAAAAGCCUAACAGAUUUAAAAAUACAACUUGAUAUACCUAUUACCUAGGUUUUGUUAGGCAUGAUUUAUGGAGGUUCUUUUUUAGUCCCCCCCCCCCCCAUUUGUACAUCUCUCCAUGAACCUGGGCUUAAACUGACUGUUGCAGUAAAUUUAAACAUACAGUAUAUUGCAAAAGUAUCAGCGUUCUUCCAAUUAUGUGCCCUUUUGUUGAGAGAUGUGAACACCUUUUAAAAGUGAAAAUGUUAUUUCACCCUGCCAAACUAAAGGUGCCAAACUUGGUGGAAGCACCUUUGGCAGCAAUUAUGGUUUGUGAUUCUUUUUUGGAUAAGCUUCUACCAAAUUUCCACUAGUAAGGUUUUUUUUUUACCGGAAUGUUUUGUCAAUUCUUCUUGGCAGUUGGCUGUGCCAAGUUGGUAAGGAAUUGUUGAUGGACAGCAAUUUUCAAGCCAUGUCACAGAUUUUCUUUCAGGGUCAAGUCAGGAUAUUGGCUGAUCUUUGGGUUAUUCUCCUGCAGGACCCAUGGUCCAAAUUUGCUUUGUCUGACCACAAAACCUUAACCUUGUUUUACCUUCUCUUCACUGCAGCACUUAAACGCCUUGAUGCAAAUUGCUCACGGGAUCUGAAAUGCUGUUUCCUGUAAUAGUUCAUGACACUGCAAUUACACAACAGCUCUGUGGUGUGACCCAGAUAUUGUUGACUCAUGAAUUACAUUAACCUGCCAUUUCAUCCAUUAAGUUCUGCAGCAACCAGUAAGUGAAAUUCCUCUUUGCUUAAAAUACACUUCAUGACUGAGGGGACACAGAGUGGUGUGUUCAUUCUGAAAUCAUGUGAAGCAUUUAUUUACAUAGACAAGCCGUUAAACUCAUUUUGACUGGUCAAGAUAAUUUUCUUUUCUCACAAGUGAACGCAUUUAAGAUGACCACUGGUAAUGAAGGGGAUGAAUACUCCAUCAAUGUUUUAUUUUCAAUUAUUUUCUUCUUGUUUUAAGUAGGUUGUGUGGACCAGAAUUAUGAAAUCCUAAGCACCAUGACAACAAAAAAAAUGUGAAAAUUGUUCAUGGGGCUGAGUGCUUUUGCAAGGUCCUGUAUUGAGAAAUAUGGCCAGUACAGUAGAGGGUACGUAGAGCAGUUUUGUGCUGCAUGGGGGGCCUUGGCACUGAGAAGCACUAAUACUCUUUGUAAUUAGUAAAGAGGCUUAACAUAUACAGACAUACUUGGGCAUGAUGUAUUUUAUCCAAUGAAAAUUCAGUUGAAAAAAACUGUUUUCAUCGCAGUGUACAGUUGUACCGGGUCUUCCUGAUUAGAUGAAACAAUUAUGAGUGUGAAUAUUUUAAUGUUAACUCAAUGUAAGGCAUUGUACAGAUUCCCAUGCUAUACUACCAAUUCAAGCACUUUCCCAAGUUCUGUUCUCCCAAACGUCUCAAAAUGCUGCAGAAUAUUAA